Messenger RNA from Patiria miniata (bat star), 3248 nucleotides. RefSeq names its product noelin-like. The record is from RefSeq and is a predicted model, not a curated record. Lineage: Eukaryota; Metazoa; Echinodermata; Asteroidea; Valvatida; Asterinidae. Gene Ontology annotation, biological process: signal transduction. The transcript is spliced from 7 exons. Bases 775 to 2388 code for a protein of 537 amino acids.
CGAAUGAACGGCAUCAUUCAUGUCAAACACGCAGUUAUCAUGGCUGGUAUCGUACACAUCUACAUGAUUUCGAAACUUUUGUGUGAAGUGUUGAAUUUCUCAUAUAUUUCGCCAUCGGGGAAAUUCCAGCCCGCACGCAACAUUGUCUACAUGUGGCUUAUCAUUUGAAUCUUUACAACCUCACACGUACCUCUGACGAUUGCCAUAAAAACCAAGGUCUUGAUCCUCUAAGAUCAAAUCUCUAAACAAUGCAUAGCUAGCUCAAGGUUCAACCCAUUUCCAAAACAAUACCGGGCUCCGGAAAUUGGAAGUAGAACUGCGCAUAAUUCUCAAACGGAGGGAAAAACACAACAUCCACAGCGCGUGAUCCUGUACCGAAGAACUUUUUUCUUGUACGUCCGGAGUUACUUCAUUGUGAGGUUUGCGAGGGACAUGCGAGCAUUGCCUUUUCGCGACGCGGAUUUUUUUGGCAAGAUGACUACAUUUAUCGUGGCGUUGCUGUUUUUCACCGUUGGCGUCUCCCACGGCGUUGAUGAGGUCCUUUACAUAUUUGGGGGAAAUGAGAGAGGAAAUUUCAGUGGAACAAGUUCAACCCAUUUCCAAAACAAUACCGGGCUCCGGGAAUUGUAAGUGGAACUGUGUAAAACCAACAGACACAGCGCGUGAUCCUGUACCGAAGUCCUUUUUUUUGGUACGUUCAGGAGUUACUAUAUUUUGAGAUUUGCGAGGAACGUACGAAAAUUGCCUUUUCGCGACGCUGAUUUUUUUGGCAAGAUGACUACAUUUAUCGUGGUGUUGCUGUUUUUCACCGUUGGCGUCUCCCACGGCCGCGUUUUUGAGCAGGAACCAGUUGGUUUCGUCACCCGAGAGCCUACCUUCACCAAGCUAUUAGAGCCUGCUGAGAAUGGCUUCCGAGUUAACGGGGAGAUGACCGACGAAGGCAUCUGCCUGUGUACGGUGCAACAACCGGCCGAGAUCUUGUGCACCGACUACCAGGCAAAGAAGAACUCGGAAAAACUGCAGGACAUUCAACACAAGAUUUCUAAGCUAGCCCCCGAUGUCAAACAACUUCACGAGACGACCACCAGGCACGCGGAACUCUUCGCUGCAUUCGAGAGCAAUCUGACGGAAGUCACGUCGACCUUUGACCUCAUUGAGGGCGGACAGAUGCUCGUGACUAGAGUGGAGAUAGAGGGCGUGCUCACUCGGAUUCGGCACAUGCAGUCCACACUGUUCGCUCUACGGGAGUGGCAUGGGAUCGAGUCUGAAGCAGCCCACAUGGGCAAGAUCCAAGUCAUGUUGGAUGAGGCCUCGAACAUCACCAGAAUCGUGGAUGCCAUGGCAUCAGAGGAAUUCAUAGACGGUGCCGCGGCUGCCAUACAGCGCGAGAUCAGCUCGCUAACGGACCGGCUGAAAUCUUGCACCGACCAGGCGACCGCGGGCGACCGUGGCUCGGCGGGGGCAGAGAGGGAGAGUCCCGCUGACUCGACGACAACCCCGCCAACUAGCGACACCCUUCCCGAACUGUGGCCUGCGAAAGAGAAACAAAAUACUUGCGGGAGAUUGGUCGGCAUUUCAGAGCCUUACACCUUGCGUGGGAGCCUCGGCUCUAAGGGCACGUGGAUGCGGGAUCCGAUCCUGAACCCGGAAUUUGUAUAUUUCCAUACAUUUCUAGCCACCUCUAGUAGAAGCAGCAGCACGACUACUCAGUUUAAGACCAGUUCGUCCGUCAAGUCUUUCCAGCGGGACGAAACACAUCAGAUAACCGGAGAAGUGACGCACCACAUCGUCGAAUCCGUCGUCUACAAUGGGUCCAUCUUCGCGUACUCCAGCGAGUCAACAAGUCGUUACAGUUAUUACCGUGACGGCCAUCGCCAAUUUAAACUGAUAGGGAUAAAUUUGUCUCACACCUCGCCUUCUUUUCCAGCAUUUACUGCCGGAGAUGUGUCACAGGAGCGAGCAAUGACGGCAACCCAGCUCGAGCAAGCCUCGUACCGCCCCACUACCGUCGUCCCCAAGAUGGACCUGACCGUAGACGAGACUGGCCUGUGGCUGCUGUACGGUGACUCCCUCGGAAUGCUCACCGUCAGCCAAGUGGACCAGACCACCCUUGAGUUCAACCGGACCCUUCGCGGCGCCUACCCGAAGAACCGCCUGGGCAACUGCUUCGUGGUCUGCGGUAAAGUGUACUGUCUGAACAGCUACACCGAGUUCGACUCCAAGGUGUCCUACUUCAUGGACACAGAGACCGGCUUCGAAGGGUUCACCAACGUGCCCUUCAUCAUCAAGUACGGCAGCCUGUCCUCUAUCGAGUAUAACCCGCGUGAUCAGAUGCUGUACGGGUGGGAUAACGAGCACGCUGUCGUCUACUCGAUGACCUUUGAAUGAUGCUGUGAUUCUCUGCAGACUCUAACCCUAUCUACGAAAGAGCUGGCAAUAGCUUAGAUACUGUUUAACCCUUACCCUACUAGACCCUCCAACGCAUGCCAAUAUGUGCCUCAAGAAAAUCUCCUAUGUUUUUUUGCAUGGCCCUCCAAUAUCUGCCAUGUCAUUUCAAGGGUAACUGGACAGGCACUCCAAUACAUGCCACAGAGAACAAUGAGAGUCCUCUGAUAACAAAGUGAGUGCCCCCAGCUGGUCAGUAUCAGGCACCCCCCAGGGCCUCCAACUCCUGCCAAUUGGAGCCUUCACUGUUAAGACAAACUAUCUGCCAAUAAACUGCAGCUGGAGGGCAUUGGCAUAACCAACUGACAUGCAGUAAACUACCCUCAGAGAGUAAGGGUUAAUUAAUUAGUGUAUAGUGGCUUUGCACACAACGUAAAAAAAACCCCAAAGCUUUAAACAGUUUGGUAAAAAAAAACGCAAAAAAAAGUUGUUUUAGGAUAAACUACAAUAUUGGGUGAACAAUGGGCGCACAAUGGCAAACCUGCAGGGGGGAUCUCAUCAGGCCUCAAAGGAGGAAUUAAAAGUAAAAUAAGGCGCGUGGUAAUCUUAUAUUAUAGUCGUUAAUAUAAUUACCACAAUUUUGAGCCGGUAUGGAUAUGGAAAUUAUAGAAGAACAUGUAGGUAUAGGUGCAAAGGCUUAUCGCUUGGUUCGAGUUUCAUGAGUUGUGAUGAAUUUUAAAUCCAUGAGAAAAUGUCCUCAAAUGUUACUUUGAAACCCGUGAAAUUAUAUUACUUAGCAGUUUACCAAACCUAUUUAGCUUCAUAUAUGGCUGAAAUGCUUAAUAAAAUACACUUUAGGCCUA